This is a messenger RNA of Phascolarctos cinereus (koala), 1633 nucleotides long. It is a transcript of the gene SPATA9, whose product is annotated as spermatogenesis associated 9. The record is from RefSeq and is a predicted model, not a curated record. Lineage: Eukaryota; Metazoa; Chordata; Mammalia; Diprotodontia; Phascolarctidae.
AACCACAGGUUCUGGGCCUUCACUGCUUUCUUGAGUAGGAAGGCUACCUUCAUUCCUGCCUACAGACUGAGUUGGACAAACAUUGCCUAGGACUGCAGGAAAACCAAAUUCAGGAGAAUUAGGAAUACAAGCAAGGAUUCAUCAUGCCAAUCAAACGCGUUGGUUGGAUAUGCAGUCAAGUAGUGAAGAGCUUUUCUGGAAAAAUUGAGGGAUUACAGAAAGCAGUCAUGGACCUUGCACACGAGUUUAAGGAUGAAUUCCCCAGCAUGUUAAGAUUAUCACAGUCAAACCAGAAAACAGAUGUGGUCCCAACAACAUCCAAAACAAGAAUGGCUAUCAUUCUAGCUAGGAUACAUGCAGGAGCAAUCCUCCAAGGAUUACAUAAGAUAUCCAGAUCAUCAAAAUCAGUUGCCAAACUUUUGCAGCCUCAACUUACCCAUAGGCUCUUAGAGCUAAAGAACCUAUCGCAUCGUCUGCUGAGGGAUGUAAACACUCCAAAGCAACCUCUGUAUAAAAUUCAGGUCAGAAAGGGUUCUUUGUUAGAUGUAAUCUCCUUUCCAGCAAAAACUGCCUUUGCAAGCAUAAUAUAUGCAUCUUAUGCAACACUAAUUUACUUGACAGUCUGUAUUAAUGCAUUGCUGGAGAAGGUGAAGAAUAUUUUUCAAGAAGAAGAGUCCAUAAGGCAAAACAAAAAGGAUAGUUUUGAAGUCAGAAAAGCCUUUUCUGAGCCUGUGUUUUGUGAACAUGAAAUCAUAGCUAAGCCUUAUAGAUCUCUGCCGGAGAACCCAAACACAGUUCUCCUUUCUGAUGUUAAGCUUCCUGAUAUUAAGUUGAGCGACAAGAUUCAAGUAUUACAUUCUGUAUUUGACCAAUCAACUCAAGUGAAUGAAUAAUAUGAAUACAAAAAUGACUUUUUAAAAUGGAGCUUAAAUGCUAUCUGAAGGUACAUUUAAUCUGAAAAUGGGAAAAAAGUAGAUAUAUUGAAUACCCUACUUGUAAACAAAGAAAUUGCUACAAAAUGUCAUUCUCUAGUGCUAUGUAGAAGAAAAAUAAACUGAACCGUUUUAUAUAUAUAUAUACGUACAAGUGGUUUUCAGCAUGAAAAAGAGAAAAUAACAUAGAUAUAGAAAUCAGUGUAAAUCUUCACUUUAACAAAUCAAUAUUAAUUUAGUAGAUUGUGUGUGUUAUAGCACAGCCUAGACUGUGGGUCCUUUUAUAAUAAAUCUAUAUUUUUGAAAUCUCUUUUGAAUAUCUUUCUAAUAACUGAAAUUAUUUUUAAACAUUUUAAUGGAGUUUUAUAAACUAACAAAAUCCCUCAUAAUCCUUUUUAUAAAGACAAUGAGUAUAUGAGUAUUCACAAGCUUCAUAGUCCAAGACUAUUUUGUCAUUAAUAAUUACUUUCUGCCUCACUUUCUCAAUCUGAAAAACGCAGAAGCAAACACUUGAGAUUCUCGGGUGCUCAUACUAUUUAAUAAUAAAAUAUUACAUUUACAAUUAAUUUGUAUGGAUAAGUUUAUUUGUAUACACAGCUUUAUGGUAGCUAGAUGAUAUAGUGUAUAGAGAGCUGGACCUAUAGUUAGGAAAACCUGAGGUUUAAAUCCAAUCUCAUACACUUAUUACCUAUAUGACCCUG